This is a messenger RNA of Artibeus jamaicensis (Jamaican fruit-eating bat), 6499 nucleotides long. It is a transcript of the gene TIMELESS, whose product is annotated as timeless circadian regulator. Gene Ontology annotation, biological process: replication fork arrest; DNA repair; DNA replication checkpoint signaling. The record is from RefSeq and is a predicted model, not a curated record. Gene Ontology annotation, molecular function: DNA binding. Lineage: Eukaryota; Metazoa; Chordata; Mammalia; Chiroptera; Phyllostomidae. The coding region runs from base 437 to 4051 and encodes 1204 amino acids. Gene Ontology annotation, cellular component: replication fork protection complex. The transcript has 29 exons.
CAAUGCGUUUGUGUGGGUCUGUGUUAUUAGUGUCAGCUACCGAAAUAUCUGGAGUUUUGCGUCUGUGCUUCCUUGAUUGUCUGAUGAAGGUUUAGGGAUCUUAGUUAAAAGGUAGCAUGCUUUGGAAAAGGAAGAUGGUUCUCCUGGGGAAAGUGACAGGAAAUUUCACUGGUUCCUAUCCUCCCCUGUUCUGUUAGAUACUGGCUUCUAGGAAGAUUACCAAAACUUAAAGAGUAACUCUGGGGGGGAGAAUGAAGGAACGUCACCUACACAUUUUCAGGGCCUCGGAAGCCUCUAGGCUCCUGCGACAGAUCAGAUCCGAAGAGGAAUCACUGUGGUGAGGGCUGGGCUUUCUUAAUUCUUAUGGCCUCAUCACUGUUGUCUCCCCUGCAUCCACCUGCCUUACUUAUAUCUCCACUGGCUGCUCCACUGAUAUAUGAACUUGUACCAGAUGAAUUGCGAACUUCUAGCCACGUGUAGUGCCCUUGGGUACUUGGAGGGAGACACUUACCACAAGGAACCAGAUUGCAUAGAGAGUGUGAAGGACCUGAUCCGCUACUUGAGGCAUGAGGAUGAGACGCGAGAUGUGCGGCAGCAGCUGGGGGCAGCCCAGAUCUUGCAGAGUGACCUUCUUCCCAUCCUUACCCAGCACCACCGGGACAAGCCUCUCUUUGAUGCUGUUAUCAGGCUGAUGGUGAACUUGACCCAGCCAGCCUUGCUCUGUUUUGGUAGUGUGCCCAAGGAGCCUAACUUCCGGCACCAUUUUCUACAGGUGCUCGUUUACUUGCAGGCCUACAAAGAGGCUUUUGCCAGUGAGAAGGCUUUUGGGGUCCUCAGUGAAACCUUGUAUGAGCUGCUACAGCUGGGCUGGGAAGAACGGCAGGAGGAAGACAACUUGCUGAUAGAGCGGAUCCUGCUCCUGGUCAGAAAUAUUCUCCAUGUCCCAGCCGACCUUGAUCAGGAGAAGAGGAUCGAUGACGAUGCCAGCGUCCAUGACCAGCUUCUCUGGGCAAUUCACCUCAGUGGCCUGGACGACCUCCUCCUCUUCCUGGCCAGCUCGCCCACUGAGCAGCAGUGGAGCCUACAUGUUCUCGAGAUCAUCUCCCUUAUGUUUCGUGACCAGAACCCGGAGCAGCUGGCAAGAGUAGGACAGGGGCGCUUAGCGCAGGAGCGGAGCACAGAUGUGGCCGAGCUGGAGGUGCUGCGCCAGCGAGAGGUGGCGGAGAAGAAGAGUCGAGCCCUUCAGCGAGGCAACAGGCAUUCUCGAUUUGGGGGUUCUUACAUUGUUCAGGGGUUGAAAUCUAUUGGAGAGAGGGACCUCAUCUUCCACAAAGGCCUCCACAAUCUCCGAAACUACAGUUCAGACUUGGGAAAGCAGCCACGAAGGGUGCCUAAACGUCGCCAGGCUGCCCGGGAGCUGUCCAUUCAGCGCCGCUCUGCCCUCAAUGUGAGACUCUUCCUCAGAGACUUCUGCUCUGAGUUCCUGGAGAACUGUUACAACCGGCUCAUGGGCUUCGUGAAGGAUAACCUGCUUCGGGAGAAAGCUCAACAGCAUGAUGAGACCUAUUACAUGUGGGCCUUGGCUUUCUUCAUGGCCUUCAACCGGGCUGCCUCCUUCCAGCCAGGCCUGGUCUCUGAGACCCUCAGUGUCCGUACCUUCCACUUCAUUGAGCAGAACCUCACUAACUACUAUGAGAUGAUGCUGACUGACCGCAGGGAAGCUGCCUCCUGGGCACGCCGGAUGCACCUGGCUCUGAAGGCCUAUCAGGAGCUGCUGGCCACAGUAAAUGAGAUGGACAUGUCGCCAGAUGAGGCUGUGCGGGAGAGCAGCCGCAUCAUCAAAAACAACAUUUUCUAUGUGAUGGAGUAUCGAGAACUGUUCUUGGCACUCUUUCGAAAGUUUGAUGAGAGAUACCAGCCCCGCUCUUUCCUUGUUGACCUGGUGGAAACCACCCACCUCUUCCUCAGAAUGUUGGAACGGUUCUGUCGGAGCCGAGGGAACCUGGUGGUGCAGAAUAAACAAAAGAAGAAAAGAAAGAAGAAGAAGAAGCCCGUUGCUUCUGAUAAUGUCCCAUACAGCCCAGGGGACCUGGAGGCCCUGUGGCCAUCCCUGGCUGAGCAGCUGCAGUGCUGUGCCCAAGGUCCUGAGCUCAGUCUGGACUCCAUGGUUCCCUUUGAUGCGGCCUCAGAGGUGCCAGUGGAAGAGCAGCGGGCAGAAGCCAUGGUGCGGAUCCAAGACUGUCUGCUGGCUGGCCAGGCCCCACAGGCCCUGGCCCUCCUUAGGUCUGCCCGGGAGGUAUGGCCAGAAGGAGAUGUGUUUGGCUCUCAAGACAUUUCCCCAGAGGAGGAGAUCCAGCUGCUGAAACAAGUCCUCUGUGCCCCGUUUCCCAGACAGCAGGGGCCAGAGGAACGGGGGGCAGAGGAGGAAGAGGAAGAAGAGGAGGAGGAGGAGGAAUUACAAGUCGUCCAGGUGUCAGAGAAAGAAUUUAAUUUUCUGGACUACCUGAAACGCUUUGCCACCUCCACUGUCAUCCGAGCCUAUGUUCUGCUGCUGCGGAGCUACCAGCGGAAUAGUGCCCACACUAACCACUGCAUUGUCAAGAUGCUGCACCGACUGGCCCAUGACCUCAAAAUGGAAGCUCUUCUUUUCCAGCUCUCUCUCUUCUGCCUCUUUAAUCGUCUGCUAAGUGAUCCUGCCGCUGGGGCCUACAAAGAGCUGGUGACUUUUGCCAAAUACAUCCUGGGCAAGUUCUUUGCACUGGCUGCAGUCAACCAAAAAGCCUUUGUGGAGCUGCUGUUCUGGAAGAACACAUCUGUGGUUCGAGAGAUGACUGAGGGCUAUGGCUCCCUGGACGGCGGAUCUUCUAGUCGCAAACCUCCUGUGUGGAGCCCAGAGGAGGAGGCUCGGCUUCAGGAACUGUACCUUGCCCAUAAGGAUGUGGAAGGUCAGGAUGUGGUGGACACCAUCUUGGCACACCUGAAUAUGCCUCGGACACGUAAGCAGGUCAUCCACCAUUUGGUACGGCUAGGACUGGCUGACAGUGUCAAGGACUUUCAAAGGAAAGGAACCCGUAUCGUCCUGUGGACAGAAGAUCAGGAGCUGGAGCUGCAGCGGCUGUUUGAGGAGUUCCGGGACUCAGACGAUGUCCUGGGUCAUAUCAUGAAGAAUAUCACAGCCAAACGCUCCCGGGCCCGAAUAGUGGAUAAACUGCUGGCUCUGGGGCUGGUGGCUGAGCGGAGGGAGCUGUACAAGAAACGCCGGAAGAAGUUGGUGCCCUCGGGCCUGCCUAAUGGAGAGGAGUCCCUAGAAGAGUUUUGCCCAGAAGAUCUGGAAGAAGAGGAAGGCCUGCCAGAGGAAGAGAGUGAAGAGAAUGAAGAGAAAGAGGAGGGCUCAGAAGCAGAACAAACCCCCCAGGGGAACUCAGUUCUUUCAUCCGAAAACCUUGGGCAAAGCCUGCAUCAGGAAGGCUUUUCUGGUCCUCUCCUGUGGCUGCAGAACUGCCUGCUUCAGGUAGCAGGUGAUCGGGAAGAGGAUGGCUGUUCCCAGGCAGUUCCAUUGGUGCCGCUGUCAGAAGAAAAUGAGGAAGCAAUGGAAAAUGAACAGUUUCAGCAGCUGUUGCGCAAGCUAGGGGUUCGACCUCCUGCCUCUGGGCAGGAAACCUUCUGGCGAAUUCCAGCCAAGCUGAGUCCCAUCCAGCUCCGGAGGAUAGCAGCUUCUUUGAGUCAGCUGGAGAAAGAGGAAGAGCUUCAGCCAGGGCUGGACCCUAAUGCCCCUGGACAGCAAGGCGCUGAGGAAGAGCACCAAAAGGGACACCAAGCACAAGCCCUGAGGGCCCUCGUGUUAGCCCGAAAAAAGAAAGCAGUCAUUUCAGAUGCAGAGACUGCUGGUGGGAAAGAGCAGCUGAAAGUGGCACCCAAGAAGCGACAACUAUUGGACAGUGAUGAGGAGCAGGAGGGAGAUGAGGGCAGGAGCCAUGCACCAGAGCCGGGCACUCCAGGAAUCCAAAAGAAGAAACGAUUUCAGAUUGAGGAUGAAGAUGACAGCGACUAAAGAGCCAGAAGCUGUCCUGGCUGGUUUGGCUCAGUGGAUUGAGUGCUGGCCUGUGAACCAAAGGGUCACCAGUUCAGUUCUCAGUCAGGGCACAUGCUUGGGUUGCAGGCCAUGUCACCAGUAGGGGAUACACAAGAGGCAACCACACAGUGAUGUUUCUCUCCUUCUUUUUCUCCCUCCCUUUCCUUCUUUCUAAAAAUAAAUAAAUAAAAUAUUUUUAAAAUACUUUUUUUUAAAGAACCAGAAGCCAAAGGCUAGAGAUAGACCCACAUUUAGGUGGUGAGUUUAUACAAGAGUUGGAAAGGUCAUGAAGGACCAGAAGCUCCUCUCCCUGGGCAGUAUAGCCCUGGGCUUCCCGGGGAUUUAGGGUCCGGGAAGUUCAAACCAUGGUGUUUCGCUUCUCUGCAUUCACUUCUCCCAUUUUUGUCAAUAUGACUCAGUAGCUCUCUUACUGACUUCUUGGCACCAUUUCCUUGGGCUAUUAGCUCCUUUAGCAAAUGAAAGGAGUGAAUGAAAUAUAGAAGACAACUUGGGUCCUUCUCAGUGAAAUGUUCCUUUUGGCUGUCUGCUGAAGGCGGUCCUGGCACCAGUUGGGGAGCUUUGUGAUGUGAUGGGUAGGGAGCGUUGUACCAUUUGGGCAGCACCGAAUGCUCCCAUCCUCAUGUUCUCUCCGCUGGUCACCAACCCCCCCCCCACACACACACACCAGACUGAGCUCAGUUCCUGCAGUUGAUGUGGGGUUGGGAUGCAGUACUCCCCAGAUGAAGCAUGUGCUUGGUUUGUGUUUGGUAUUGAAAUCACCAUGUAAAAUUCAAAAGUUGCCAGUGUUGGUCUGACUUCCGAUCUGCCUAAGUACCCUGCUGUGUUCUCAGGUGGACUUUUAACUAUCAGGUUAAAACAGACCAUGAGCCUUCCCUUUUCUCUUGUUUUCCCUACAGAAGACACAGAAAAGUAUUCUCACCUCAAGAUUCUUUCUCUAGAAUAAGUCUUUGGGGUGACAGGAGUUUGCAGCAGGAAGAAACAGGAGCCGCGAAGGGAGAAAAAGCCAGUUGGUCUGCGCGGGGCAGGGCAGAGGGAAAGACAAAGUCUAGGCAAGCAGGGUAAAUACCGUGAUUAUCAUUCCGGUCCCUGUCCUUGGAAACCAUCAGCUUUCUGGCCCUCUUGUGCUCCCAGCUAAGGUAAGGUAGGUGUGGGCUUCAGGAGACAGCCGUUCAGAUCAGGGAGAACCCAAGAUAAGGGAUGGGUCUAGACUUGUUUCUCUCACUUGGUUUUUUUUUUCUUCCGUAGCCUCUAACGAUAGAAUGAAUGUGUUUGGUUUGUGUCUGGUAUUGAAUUAAACAUGUGCACCCUACUGUAAACCAUGGACUUAGGUAAUAAUAGUUAAUAAUACAUAAUACUCAAAUAAUAAAAUUUUAAGAUAAUUGUAACUAAUAUACCACACCAACAUAAGAUGUAAUGGGGGAAACUGAGGGAUUGAUGAAGGGAAUAUUUGGGGACAAUCUAUACUUUCUGCUCAGUUUUAUAAACCUAAAACUACUCUAAAAAAUAAAUGCCACUAAUUAAAAUAAAACCCAUAAACAAAACAGAAACAAACUCAUGGAUACAGGGAACAAACUGUUGGUUGCCAGAUAAGAGGGGGUUGAGGGGCUGGGAGACAAAGGUGAAGGGAUUAAGGGGUACAAAUUGGCAGACAGAAUAGUCACAAGGUGUAAAGUACAGCAUGGGGAACACAGCAAUACACCUACAUAUGCUGCCAGUUGGGUACUAGACUUAACCGGGGCAUCACUUCGUACAUUACAUAAAUGUCUAACCACUAUGCUGUACCACCAAGACUAAUCUAAUAUCAAUGUCAAUGGUAAUUGAAAAAAUAAAACCCCUAAAAGAUCCAACACCCAAGAAGUGACAACUAAUGUGAAUUGAUGAGGAACAGGUGGAAGAUGAGGGUGGGGCAAAAAUGGGCCGUUUAAGUGAGGGGACAUGCAUUUGUCUUCAGGCCUCCGUCAUUCUCAGCCUUGGAGACAAACCCCACCAUUUUCCCGUCCCCCUACCGUAGUUACACAGUCUUCCUUGUCAUUUCCAAUGCACCCGAGUUGGAAAUUGAAGGAAUUUCAACAAGGCAUUUUUGUAUGGAGGAUAAGGACAUUAAGAACUGGAGAUGGAGAUGGGCCCAGUUGUGCAUGGUGGACUCAAGUCAGAAGUGGGAGAAUGUGAAGGAUCCAGGAAUUUCAGGCAACAAUGUGAGAUGCCUCUGCAUCCAGUUCUUCCUCCUGAUUUUUUUAAUAUAAAAUUUUCUUAAAGUUGUCAAAUUAGUCUGAUUUGGAUUUUUUAAAUGUUUCUGAGCUAGCAUUUUCUAUAAGAAUAAUUCUGCCCUGGCUGGUGUGGCUCAGUGGAUUCAGUGCAGGCCUGUGAAACAAAGGAUCGAUGUUCAAUUCCCAGUCAGGGCGCAUG